GGGCGGAGCAGGGCAGGGCUGCUGGCCAGAGCACCGCAGCGCUCCGUGACUCCGUGGCGCGGCGUCGGUCGGUGCGGCGAGGAAGACCAAGACGACCAAGACCACCGAGAGCCUUGCCGGCCUUGCCGCUUGCCUAGCCACGCGGCGGACAUCGGCCGCAGGGAGGACGUCAACGCCACGCCCGUGUGCGACGAGAUGGCGCUGAGGCGACGGCUCCUGUCGGCCGGUGACGCUGCCGCCGUCGCCGCGAUGGACCGCAAGGCCGCCGCCCUGGACAGCACCGAGGACGAGGACGCCGCCAAGGAGGCGGCCCAGGACGCCAAGGACACGCCCUGGUCCUUCCGCGCCGUGUUCGGCGUGGACGUCGCCGACCUAUCCUCGUGGAGGCGGUUCGUGGCGCUGCUGUACCGCCCCACCGACCCGGCGUCCCUCGCCGUCGCGCGGAUCUUGUUCGGUUUCCUCAUGGCGGUGGACACCCUGGAGGAGCGCGGGCUGGGCGAGGCGGACCUGCGUUGGGCCAAGCCGAUGCAGUGCUACUUCCCGCUGUUCGACUUCCUCACGCCGCUGCCGCUGCCCUGGAUGUGCAUGCUGUACCUCGCCAUAUGGACAGGCGCGGUGGGCAUGAUGCUGGGCCUCCGCUUCCGACUCAGCUGCCUGCUGUUCGCCGCGCCCUACUGGUACAUCCUGCUGCUGGACAAGAGCCGCUGGAACAACCACUCGUACUUGUUCGGCAUCGUGGCCCUCCUCUUCAGCCGGUCCAGCGCCCAUCACUACUGGUCCGUGGACGCGUGGCGCCACGGCUGGCGCGACCGGCCGGUUCCGCUGUGGAACUACACCGCGCUGCGGGUCCAGUUCUUCCUGCUCUACUUCCUGGCCGGCGUCAAGAAGUUCGACCCGGACUGGAUCGGAGGGUUCCCCAUGAGGCACCUCAACAGCCACUGGGUGUUCGACCCUUUCAAGCUGGUGCUGUCCCCGGAACAGGUGGACUUCUGGAUCGUGCACAUCGUGGGCUUCACCCUGGACCUGACGAUCGGCUUCUGGAUGUGGCUGGACGCCACCCGGCCGGUGGCCUUCAUCUUCUGCGCUAUGUUCCACCUCAUGAACUCGCGCCUGUUUAUGAUUGGCAUGUUCCCCUACGUGUGCCUCGCCACCAUGCCGCUGUUCUGCCACAACGACUGGCCGCGGCGUCUGCGCGCGGGGUGGCGCCACUGGUGGCGGCACCAGGACGCCGACGACAAGGCCAAGACCGAGGCCGAGGCGCCGCCGCCGCAGCCCUGGCCGUGGCAGCAGCCCGCGCUGCACAAGGACGCCGUCGUCGACGCGGGCUGUCUUCUGCUUCCCGAGGUGCCGGCCGGCAAGAAGCAGGACCGGGGCUCCAGGGCGCCGGCGCCGCCCCUCCGCUGGUACCACCACCUGACCGCCGCGCUGCUGCUCAGCCACACGGGCAUGCAGCUCUUCCUGCCCUACUCGCACUUCAUCACCAAGGGCUACAACACCUGGACCAACGGGCUGUACGGCUACUCGUGGGACAUGAUGGUGCACUCCUGGGACACGAUCCUGGUCGUGGUCAAGGUGGUGGAGAAGGACACGGGUCGCGAGCACUUCCUGGACCCGGACGCGUGGGUGUUCUCGGACCGGUGGGCGCGGCACGCCGACAUGGCCAAGCAGUACGCGACGUGCGUGGAGCGGAACCUGCAGGCGGAGCUGCGGCGCCACAGCGGCGCCCUGGUCGCGGGGCCGUCCAAGGGGCCGUCGAAAGGCCCGUCGCCCACAGGCCUGCGCUCCGACAAGCUGGCCGUGCACGUGGACGUGUGGUGCUCGCUCAACGGCCGCUUCCAGCAGCGCAUCUUCGACCCCCGCGUCGACCUGCUGGCCGCGCCCUGGUCGCCCUUCAUGCGCGUGCCGUGGGUCAUGCCGCUGCUCACGGAGCUGUCGCCCAUGCGGCGCCGCAUCCGCGAGCUGGAGGCGCAGGUGCAAUCGCGGUCCAACUACUCGGACGCGCUGUUCGUGGCGGACUUCCCCGGCCUGCACCUGGAGAACUACAUCUCGGACCAGCUGGAGGACGUGACGCUGACGGUGCUGGAGGGCCGCGUGGUGCUGGAGUUGAACCCGGCGGUGACGGGGGCGCCGGCCGCGCCGCACGUCCGGCGCGCCAACGUGACCCUGGAGGCGGGCGGCAGCGCGGCCGUGCCCAGCGCGGCCUUCCACCGCGUGCACACCGUCAGCGACACGCCCGCCUGCUACAUGUACGCCUACACCAACCUGAAGCGGAUGCGAGAGGUGCGCGCGCCGCCGCCCGCGCCGCCGGCGGACCGCAAGUCCAUGCUGGGCCGCCUGCGCGCGCGCGUCAAGAACGCCAAGCGCGCCGUGACGCUCGUGAGCAGCGCCCUCCUCAACAUCCUGUACUCGGUGCCCAUGGUGCAGACCGUGCGGCUCGGCUGACGGGGUCACCGUCGCAAACGGGCUGGGACUGUCACCGAGAGUCUAGGGUUUUAUGAAUUGAUGCGUAUUUCAUGAGUGAGAACAAGAACACUGUUUGUUGCGAGGGCUUCAAACGCCCAGUUUAGUUUUCGUGUAUGUUGAGAAAAGAAAACAAGCAGCUAGAGAGUACCUGAAAUUUUUAUCAUUGCUAAUAUUCUAGUCAAAGUAUUUUAAGUUUACUGUCAUUAGUUUUGUGGAACAUCAUUAAUUCUUCAAAUUUUUGAAGCUUGUGUUGAUAAUGAUUUGUGAUAAAGAAUAUGGAAACAGAAAAUCUGUAAUUCGGUACGUACUAUAUUUCCGAAUUGCAGCGGGUGCGUCAAAGCUGUAACUGUUUUGAGUGAUGCCGGGAAAAUAAAUAAAAAUACAGAGCAAGUCUUUA
Molecule: messenger RNA, 2860 nt
Organism: Thrips palmi
Lineage: Eukaryota; Metazoa; Arthropoda; Insecta; Thysanoptera; Thripidae
Product: vitamin K-dependent gamma-carboxylase
Exons: 10
Coding region: 196-2442 (748 amino acids)
Biological process (GO): peptidyl-glutamic acid carboxylation
Molecular function (GO): gamma-glutamyl carboxylase activity; vitamin binding
Source: RefSeq, a predicted model, not a curated record